Messenger RNA from Lactuca virosa, 1470 nucleotides. Lineage: Eukaryota; Viridiplantae; Streptophyta; Magnoliopsida; Asterales; Asteraceae. The record is from the annotation of a GenBank genome assembly.
AUGGAAGACGAUCAUCACACCAUCUCCCGUCAAGACUCCGAUCUCGACUUCAGCUUCACCAGCUGCAACACCACCACCACUACAACCACCCUUGCCUCCUCCAGUGCACGCUCCAGUCUUGCUCGUUCCAGCUUAUGUCUAAGCUUUAACGAAUCCACUCGUCUCUCCUCCGCCUCCGCCUCCACUUCUUCCACUGCUGUACCUAACCUCCAUUCUCGUCCUCACCGGAAAUCAGAUGCUAACUGGUCCGCCAUUAAAGCUGCCACCAACCUUUCCUCUGAUGGGAUUCUCCAUCUCAGUCACCUUAAGCUUGUACGCCUUGUGGGAUCGGGGAAUCUUGGCCGGGUCUUCCUCUGUCGCCUCCGAGACUAUGAACACGCUAACUUCGCCAUUAAAGUUGUUGAUAACAACUUACUCACCUCCAAGAAGCUCUCUCAUGUCCAGACCGAGGCUCGGAUUCUUUCAUCCCUUGACCACCCUUUUCUCCCGACGCUGUACGCUCAUCUGGAAGUGUCUCACUACACGUGCUUCCUCAUCGAUUUCUGUCCCAACGGUGAUCUUCAUUCCUUGCUUCGGAAGCAACCUAAUUACCGGCUACCAAUCGAUUCUGUUAGGUUCUUCGCUGCGGAGGUUUUAGUGGCUCUUGAAUACCUCCACUCUCUUGGGAUAGUCUACCGGGAUUUGAAGCCGGAGAACAUUUUGAUCCGGGAAGAUGGUCACAUUAUGUUGUCAGAUUUUGAUUUGUGUUUCAAUUCCGACGUCAUACCAAAACUGGAUAACAGGAUCCAAGGGACGACGACAAGCCGGAGUCGUGGCGGCUCAUGUUACGGCGGCAACAUUCGUAGACGUGAUGAAGAAGAAAUGGUGACAGAGUUUGUAGCAGAGCCGACGACGGCUUUCUCAAAAUCAUGCGUUGGGACUCACGAGUACUUGGCGCCGGAAUUGGUCAACGGCAGCGGCCACGGCAACGGCGUUGAUUGGUGGGCAUUUGGUGUGCUGGUGUACGAGUUAUUGUACGGAAGGACGCCGUUCCGAGGAGGAAGCAAAGAGUCCACCCUGCGCAAUAUAGCAUCGAGCAGGGGAGUGACGUUUGGGGAAGAAAAGGAAACUGCACUAGCUCAAGCUCCACCGGGAAUGGCGGAGGCCAAGGACUUGAUAGAGAAGUUGUUGGUGAAGGAUCCAAGGAGGCGACUAGGUUGCGCUAGCGGUGCCACGGACAUUAAACGCCACCCAUUUUUCGAUGGGAUCAAGUGGCCCUUGAUCCGUACUUACAGCCCGCCGGAGCACCGUGGGGUGGUGGUGAAGAGAAGUAGCAAGAUAGGUGCUAAUCACGUGAGCACACCCUCCAACUCCAAGAAACGGCGUUCGAUUUGGAAGGGCCUUAGUGACUUGUUAACGAAAAGCAAGGAGUCUAAACGUAAUUUAAAUUCCAACCAAAACUAUUAUUGUUAUAGAAAAAAUGCGAUCUAA